Molecule: messenger RNA, 1320 nt
Organism: Williopsis jadinii
Lineage: Eukaryota; Fungi; Ascomycota; Saccharomycetes; Phaffomycetales; Wickerhamomycetaceae
Gene: EBP2
Product: Ebp2p
Exons: 1
Coding region: 1-1320 (439 amino acids)
Biological process (GO): rRNA processing; ribosomal large subunit biogenesis
Cellular component (GO): nuclear periphery; nucleolus; preribosome, large subunit precursor
Source: RefSeq, a predicted model, not a curated record
AUGGGUAAAGGACAUUUGAAAGAGAGAUUGGAGAUUAACCAGGCCAAGGAUCAGUACAAGAAGAAACUUCAAGAGAAGAAGGCCAAAGCUGCUCCAAAGGAUGAUGGUCCAAAGACAGUAACGAAGGAAGAGGUUGAGGCCAGAGAGGAAGCGAAGAGAGCUAAGGAGUUGGCUAAGGCUGAAAAGAAGGCUGCCAAGGAGCAAGCUAAGGAACAGGACAAGGAGCAGGACGAGGAAACUUAUGAGAGCCAAACUCUUUCGAAGAAGGAGAAGAGAAAAUUGAAGAAGGCCAUUGAAUCCAAGCUCCAGGAAGACGGCGAGAGCGAUGAGGAAGAGGAAAGUGAGGAGGAAGGUGAUGUUGAGAUUGCGGAAGAUACUGAUUCUGAGAUGGAGGAGUAUCUUUUAGACCUGGAGAAGCUUGCUAGAUCUGAUGAUGAGGAUGAUGACGAGGACGAGGAGGAAGAUGCUGAAGAUGCUGAAGAUGCUGAAGAGGCUGAAGAGGCUGAGGAACAGAAGGAGGAAGAGGAGGAAGAGGAAGAUGUUGCUCUCUCAGAUGUUGAAAUCGAUUCUGAUGCAGACGUUGUUCCACACACAAAGCUCACCGUCAACAACGUCUCGGCCUUGAAGAAUGCCCUCGCACGUAUCGAACUUCCUUGGAGUAAGCAUUCAUUCGUAGAGCACCAAUCAAUCACUUCAAGUGAAAAGGUCGAGCCACAGAUCAAGGAUAUCUACGAUGAUACUGAACGUGAAUUGGCAUUCUACAAACAAGCUCUCGAUGCCACCACUGAAGGCCGUGCAAAGUUGUUGAAGUUGAAAGUACCAUUCACAAGGCCACAGGACUAUUUCGCAGAGAUGGUUAAGUCUGAUGAGCACAUGGAUAAACUCAAGAAUAAGUUGAUCAAAGAAGCCACUGAAAAGAAGGCAUCCCAGGAGGCCAGAAGACAGAGAGAUUUGAAGAAGUAUGGUAAGCAAGUCCAAAAUGCUACGUUACAAGAACGUCAAAAGCAGAAACGUGAAACAUUGGAGAAGAUCAAAGGGCUCAAACGUAAGAGACAGAAUGAUGAGAUCCAGGGUGACGAAUUCGACAUUGCCAUUGAAGAAGCCACUGCAGAUGAUAAAGAAAGGGAACAGAAGUAUCAAAACAGAGGUAAGAGCUCAAAGAGAGCUGCAAAGGAUAAGAAGUAUGGGUUCGGUGGUAUCAAAAGAUUUAAGAGAAAGAAUGAUGCUACCUCAAGUGCUGACAUGUCUGACUUCUCUCAGCGUAAGAUGAAGGGGAAAUCAGCUAAGCGUCCAGGUAAGAGUAGACGUAACAAGCAUUGA